Molecule: messenger RNA, 513 nt
Organism: Gamsiella multidivaricata
Lineage: Eukaryota; Fungi; Mortierellomycota; Mortierellomycetes; Mortierellales; Mortierellaceae
Exons: 1
Coding region: 1-513 (170 amino acids)
Source: RefSeq, a predicted model, not a curated record
AUGAAGUACACCAUUGCCCUCGGCGCUGCUCUCGCCGCCACCGCUUCGGCCGCCCCCCUUGUCGACCUUGGUUCCAGCCCCAAGAUCGAGCUCGAAAAGUCCCCGAUCGACAAGCAGAUGAUUGGCGGUCUUUCAACCCCCUCUGUCUUUUCCUCAACCCUCAACACCAAGACUGCGCCCAUCAACUACGGAAACCUCAACCAGGGUACUGGCAUGAUGCCCAGCCAGGUCGUCCACUACGGCGUGGAGAACCAGCCCGACCAUGGUUACGUCUCACCCGUCCUUGUCUCGUCAACCGGAAAGGAGCUCGUGUAUCAGACCUCCAAGGCCGAAAAGGCGAAAGACUUGAGAAACGUGGAUGCCGACGUUGGCACGCUGAAUCUGAAGGGAUCCACCAGGUAUGUGGAUAUGGAUGUGGACAUGGAUGCGGAGGAACACGAGAAGUGGGGCAUGUUCCCUCCUUGGCGCCGCCCCUUUUGGUACCGUCCUUGGUGGUAUCGCCCCUGGUAUUAG